Molecule: messenger RNA, 1234 nt
Organism: Paramecium octaurelia
Lineage: Eukaryota; Ciliophora; Oligohymenophorea; Peniculida; Parameciidae
Source: the annotation of a GenBank genome assembly
CUUAAGUAAUGAAAACUCUUCUUCUAUUUAUUGUUUUCAUCGGAAUAAGGGCAGUAAGAAGGAAGGAUGACGAGCAAUUUCAGGCGAAUCAAGAAAUUUUGCAUAAUGACCCCAGUUUUGAUGAUUUAGAGGAAAUUGUGGAAAAUCCAUUGGGAGCGAAGGUGUUAUAAACAGUGGCUUUGCAAAUAAAAAGCGGAGAGGGUAUCGAUAGUAUUGUUUCUUUAUUGACAAAUUUGAAGAGUGAUCUUGAAGUAGAUUAUGCAUCUAUCAAAAGGGAAAAUAAAUUUAAUAAGAUGGAUCUAAUGCAGCCAUCUAGUCAUAAUGUAAAUCCGAUAUGGACAGUUAUAGUUAGAGGAUAUAAUUAGCAGUAAAUGAAAUUAAUGAUGUUGAAUUCAAAGUGGGAAGAUUAGAAUCAGAUAUUGAAGAUUAUACAAGUGAACUAGACCUCAAACAAUCCUAGAUAGAUGUAAUAAUCCAAAGAUUUAAUUAGACUUUUUAAGGGGCUGAAAAUUCUUUACGAGAUUUAAGAUUGAAAUAAUCAGCGAAUUAUAAUAAACGAUUGGGUUAGCUGAAAGAAAUGAUAAACGCGUUUCAAGUCAUGCUCCCAAAAAUGCAUGAACUAUAUGAUAAAGUUUAAUAGAGUGAUGCAGAAGUAUAAACUAAUCUAAUUAAAACAGUCCUUUGUUUAGGAAGAAGCCUUUGCAAAUUCUUUUGUGCAAUUAGCUAACAGUGGUCCUUCUAAUCCGAUUUUAGCUUUGGUUUAAGUUACCUCUAUGAUGGAUUCAAGGUCAAUUCAAACCAUAAUUGAAAAGAUGGAAGUUGUAAGAGACUCUUUAAUAACUUCAGUCGAUGAAGAGACUGCAUUAGAAGAACAAGCCAUUAGAGUAUUCAUUGUUUAUUGAGCGAUUAGGAUAAUGAUGUUACUCUAAAUGAAAUCUUUAAUGCCAUGUAGGCUUUGACUAGAGAAAAAGCAGCAGAUGAUGAAUCAUUACAGGACACCAUAAGGACUAGAGAUCAAUAAUAAAAAAGAGGAAGUGACGCUUAAGCUGAAUUUGUAGCCUCAAAGGCAGGUAUGAAGUAAAGAAGAGGACAAUGCUAAGAAUUAUUGGUCUAAUAUUAAUAAAAUACUAUUUAAAGAAGUAGGGAAAUCGAGAUCAUCAAAAAAGUAUAAAUAAUUAUUUAGACUAAAUUGAAUGUAGUGAAAUCUUUUAUCCAAGAACAAUAGAUUUCUUGA